This is a messenger RNA of Cantharellus anzutake, 1505 nucleotides long. Its product is annotated as putative alanine transaminase. The record is from RefSeq and is a predicted model, not a curated record. Gene Ontology annotation, molecular function: pyridoxal phosphate binding; L-alanine:2-oxoglutarate transaminase activity. Gene Ontology annotation, biological process: biosynthetic process. The transcript has 3 exons. The coding region runs from base 1 to 1458 and encodes 485 amino acids. NCBI's taxonomy places the organism in Eukaryota, Fungi, Basidiomycota, Agaricomycetes, Cantharellales, Hydnaceae.
AUGCACUCACCCUCCGCGUUGACCUUGGGAUCCGUAAAUCCCGCUCUCCUCGGUGUCCAGUAUGCAGUUCGAGGAGAGUUGGCGAUCAAAGCCGAGGUCUACCGUGUCAGAAUAAAGAACCAUCCAAACGAUCACGGUCUCCCAUUCGACAAAAUCGUUCCUUCCAACAUAGGAAAUCCUCAGCAGCCAGGUCUUGAUCAGAAGCCAUUGACCUUUGGACGACAGAUCGCUUCGCUUCUGGAGUACCCGGAGCUAAUUGAGACAGGGAAGCGCCUCUUCCCUUCCGAUGUCCUUCGUCGCGCAAAGGAGCUUUAUGAAGAGAUCGGCUCCAUCGGAGCGUACUCGCAUAGUCAGGGUAUACCCUAUAUCCGUCGAAGCGUUUCACAAUUCAUUGAAAAACGCGACGGAUACCCAUCCGAUCCCUCCCACAUUUUCCUGACCGCUGGCGCGUCUGCCGGAGUGUCACUUGUUCUUAACAUACUGGUAGCCAGUCACCAGACAGGGAUAAUGAUUCCUAUUCCGCAAUAUCCACUAUAUUCUGCCACCCUCGCACAACAAUCGGGUGUUCCUGUACCGUACUUCCUCGACGAGUCAAAAGGAUGGUCCACCGAUCCACAAGACGUUGAUCAAGCUGCUGUCAAUGCCAAGGCCGAAGGCAUCAAUGUCAGAGCCAUUGUCAUCAUCAAUCCGGGGAACCCAACUGGAGCUCUUCUCGAUCAACGUACUAUGGAAGCGAUCGUCAAAGUUUGCGAGAAGCAUAAUCUUGUUCUUCUCGCUGAUGAAGUCUAUCAAUCCAAUCUCCACGACUCCCAGAAUCAUCCCUUUACUUCCUUCAAGAAGGUAGUGAGGGACAUGAAGUCUCCCGUUGCACUGAUCUCAUUCCAUUCCAUCUCGAAAGGCGUCACUGGGGAGUGUGGGCGUCGUGGCGGCUAUUUCGAGUGUACCAAUGUACCCGAAGAUGUAAUCGCGCUGAUUUAUAAGAUGGCCAGCGUAGGGUUAUGUCCUCCUGUUAGCGGUCAGAUUGGAGUAGAAUGUCUUGUUCGUCCUCCGGUUGAUGGAGAUGAUUCUUAUCCUCUUUGGAAGAAGGAGACAGACGCCAUUCACGCGGCUCUUGCUUACCGUACCAAGCUUAUGGCCCAACGUUUGAACGAUCUUCCAGGAGUGUCAUGUGUUGAAUCUCCGGGAGCACUCUACCUUUUCCCCCGUCUUCACCUUCCCGACAAAGCUAUCGCGGAGGCCAAAGCAGCUGGAAAAGCUCCUGACACCUUUUAUGCACUUGCUUUGCUGGACGAAACUGGGAUUUGUGCAGUCUCUGGGGAUGGUUUCGGCCAGAAGGAGGGUGAAGCUCAUUUAAGAUUGACAUGCUUGUGCGCGGGAGUGGAACAGUACAUCGAAAAAUUGGAGAAGUUCCAACGCGGUUUUUGGAGGAAGUAUGGUGGAAAACAAGCAUCGCAGUAAAAAUACGAUAAAGUGAUCAGAACGAUUGGGAUGAUUGGAAUCACCCG